Messenger RNA from Morchella sextelata, 690 nucleotides. RefSeq lists its product as uncharacterized. The record is from RefSeq and is a predicted model, not a curated record. The transcript has a single exon. The coding region runs from base 1 to 690 and encodes 229 amino acids. Lineage: Eukaryota; Fungi; Ascomycota; Pezizomycetes; Pezizales; Morchellaceae.
AUGACAAACCCGGUAGUUAGAUUUCCAUCGAGGAGAAUAAGGUUUGACUGGGCUCUUGCCGUGACAGUGGUACUGGGCGCCCUCUGUAAGCUGGGUGGCAGUGCAAAAGGAAGAGGGAAGCCGCGCAUGGUGUGCGUUAUGUACGGAACUACUAAAUCAGGGUCCCCCGUCUUGGUUUGCGGAACUUCGAAAUCCUAUCUGGCCAAAGAUUUCAAGUCGAAAAACGAGAUGAGCAAGCUCCGCUGGCGGCAGGAAAGGUUGGAGAGUUUAGAAGAGGCGAUCUACGGCCCGUCUAGACGGGCUCUUGUACGAACCGCCGGCACGGGAACCCCCGAGCUUUCUCACCAGACAGCACCCUCACGGAAUGAUAGUCACUAUAGAACCUGGGAUGGAGAUUGUGCCGAAACGGUACCGAUGACGGUGCUGGCGGCGAGGUGCUCGGGUGAGGUGGUCUCUAUUGCUAUACGCCCGACGGACAUACCUGAUAGGGACUGUAACCUUUCAAGGUUGGUUCAUCGCAUGCGGAACAGCGGGGACAGCAGAAGCAACUUUAUCCUCUUUCAGACAAAAGCAUGCGCCAAUUGUUUACGUUUUUUUGACUUACUUGAACAGAAAAAGGGUAUCAGAGUAGUGCAUGAGCGUCUUUCCAAAACAGAAUAUCCCCUGGCAUUUCUGGAUACAGGGUACUAA